Dipodomys spectabilis (banner-tailed kangaroo rat) is the source of this 932-nucleotide messenger RNA. RefSeq names its product male-enhanced antigen 1 (gene Mea1). The coding region runs from base 37 to 684 and encodes 215 amino acids. Lineage: Eukaryota; Metazoa; Chordata; Mammalia; Rodentia; Heteromyidae. Gene Ontology annotation, biological process: spermatogenesis. The record is from RefSeq and is a predicted model, not a curated record. The transcript has 4 exons.
ACUGGGUAAUGUAGUCCUUUGUUGUCCGGGCAGGGGAUGGCGGAGGCGGGGCAAGGGGCGGAUUCCUCGUCCUCGCCCGCGUCAGUCUGGGGCACGGGGCGGGGCCAGAGGCCGAGGCGCCCCAGCACGUCCCGUCCCGCCGGAAGUGAAGCCCCUGCCCGGAUGGCAGCAGUAGUUCUUGGGGGAGACACCAUGGGCCCUGAGCGUAUCUUCCCCAAUCAGACAGAGGAACUGGGGCCACAUCAGGGCCCUACAGAAGGCACCGGCGACUGGAGCGGUGAAGAACCUGAGGAAGAACAGGAGGAAACCGGGGCAGGUCCUGCUGGCUACUCCUACCAGCCCCUAAACCAAGAUCCUGAACAAGAGGUGGAGUUGGCACCAGUGGGUGAGGGAGAAGAUGUAGUUGCUGACAUCCAGGAUCGGAUCCAGGCCCUGGGGCUGCACCUGCCAGAUCCACCAUUAGAGAGUGAGGAUGAAGAUGAGGAGGGAGCCACAGCAUUGAGCAGCCACAGCUCCAUUCCCAUGGACCCAGAACACGUAGAGCUGGUGAAAAGGACGAUGGCUGGAGUAAGCCUGCCUGCGCCAGGGGUUCCUGCCUGGGCUCGGGAGAUAUCGGAUGCCCAGUGGGAAGAUGUGGUACAGAAAGCCCUCCAAGCCCGGCAGGCAUCUCCUGCCUGGAAGUGACCAUCUCAAGAGCUGCCUUAUCUCCCUACAUUCCAGGCCGGAACCAGGACAGGACUGAACACAUCUCUGGUUAUAAUGUCCAUCUCCACCCUCCCCAUCUCCUUUUCACAUCAAGGCAAAUCAGACUUCUCAGAGACCCACUUUAUUCGGUUCUGUACAUAUGGGGACAUCGGCCCAAGCCCAACCUACCGUAGCAUGUAUCACUCUGUGGAGAAUAAAGCACCCUGUGUACACAGCCAAAAGCCACA